GUGUGUUCAGCUGGUGGAUGCGGGCCGGCUAACCGGUGAGCCGUGUGUCCGAGCCGCGUUAGCCUCUUUCUGAAGGAGCUUCACACGCACGAAAAACGGGCGUGCCGCGCCGCUAACGCCGGCUACCCGGAAAGCCGCAAUGCCGGUCCACUCGCGGGAGAAGAAAGAAAGCAACCACGAAGAAAUGGAGGUGGAUUUUCCCGAGCAAGACGGCAGCAGCACAGACGAGGAGGACACCGUUAGCUCGUCCGUGUCCGAAGAUGGAGACAGCUCGGAGAUGGAUGAUGAAGACUGUGAGAGGAGGAGGAUGGAGUGUCUGGAUGAGAUGACCACACUGGAGAAACAGUUCACUGACCUGAAGGAGCAGUUGUAUAAAGAGCGUCUGAGCCAGAUGGAGAUCAAGCUGCAGGAGGUGAUGGCCGGCUGCGCUCAGGAGUACCUGGAGCCUUUGGCCAACCUGCAGGAGAACAUGCAGAUCCGGACCAAAGUGGCCGGUGAGCUGGCGCCCUUUUCCUCUCUGCACCUCUACAUCUGGAGCAGCCUGAGCACAAAACGUCUGUUGGUUGUUGUUGGUGUUUCUGCAGGGAUCUACAGGGAGUUGUGCUUGGAGUCGGUGAAAAAUAAAUACGAGUGUGAGAUCCAAGCUGCCUGCCAGCACUGGGAGAGUGAGAAGCUGCUGCUGUUUGACACGGUGCAGAGCGAGCUGGAGGAGAAGAUCAGAAGACUGGAGGAAGACAGACACAGUAUUGACAUUACCUCAGAGUUGUGGAAUGAUGGACUGCACACUCGGAAGAACAAGAAAAAGGACCCGUUCUGUCCUGUCAAGAAGAAGAAGCCAGUUGUUGUUUCUGGCCCUUAUAUUGUAUACAUGCUGCAGGAUCUGGAUAUUCUUGAAGACUGGACCGCAAUAAGGAAGGCCAUGGCAUCUCUGGGGCCGCACCGGGUCAAGGUGGAUGCCCCUGCAGCGAAGACGGACAGAUAUCACCACGUGGCUCGCUCCGAGGACGGUCGGCUUUUCUACGACAACCAGUGGUACUGCAGAGGACAGACCAUCUGCAUCAACAGGAAGGACGAGAGUCCAACGAGUGCCAUCAUCACCACGGUCAACAACGACGAGGUGUGGUUCAAACGGCUGGACGGCACCAAGUCAAAGCUGUACGUCUCCCAGCUGCAGAAAGGCAAAUACACCAUCAAACACUCCUAG
Molecule: messenger RNA, 1204 nt
Organism: Nematolebias whitei (Rio pearlfish)
Lineage: Eukaryota; Metazoa; Chordata; Actinopteri; Cyprinodontiformes; Rivulidae
Gene: brms1lb
Product: BRMS1 like transcriptional repressor b
Exons: 9
Coding region: 140-1204 (354 amino acids)
Biological process (GO): negative regulation of transcription by RNA polymerase II
Cellular component (GO): Sin3-type complex
Molecular function (GO): histone deacetylase binding
Source: RefSeq, a predicted model, not a curated record